GUUGUUGAAUUUCUCGCAACUUCUUCAGUAUUUUUCGUGCUGUGUUCUGUGAAGUAGUGAAAAAUCAAGAUUCUUCCUUUUUUAUUUCUUAUUUGAGUGAUAAUUCAAUUAAAAAGAAAACAAGUGCACGACCGAAUAGAUAAAUAAUUGUGCUUGGACGUACGUUUAUUACAUCUAAACGGUAGAAGUGUAGUGCGUUUAGAUAAAACGACAGAAAUUUUCGCAGUGAAAAUUUUUGAGUGCACAAAAUUCACACGCACACAUAUAAAAAGCGUACACGCAGAUCCACUUACACCCGCGCGGAGGAGUGGCAGUAGCAGCGAUAUACAGCGCAGACACGACACAACACACGCGCGACCCAUGCACGACGCACCGGAGUAUAAACACAGCAGCAGCAGUAGCAGUCGUGAGCAGCACCAUCAGCUAGGAAGAGCACCAUUACCCAACGCAGCAGGCACUGCAGGAGCAAGGAUAACGCCAACUACAUCGACGCAUAUAUCAAGCGCAGUUAGCAAAACAAGCACUUCUUCAAUGGAGUCGAUUGGCCAUAGAAUACACAGACUGGAGAAACGCCUCGAGGAGGAGAAUAAUUCACACAAUCACUUGAUGUUUGUUACAGACCCUCCUAGUGGCUCUACAACGCGCGUUGGCGACAGAGAUGUCCACAUGUCGUUACCAAUCGGCAAGACAAAACGCCCCAACUUGGGUUUGGUAAUGCCCAAUACAAAUCGUAAUGGCCCACAAACAGAAAUGCACAAGAAACUUAAAAGAAUACGACAACAAUCCGGUAUACUAACUAUAAAUGGACAAAAAUAUACUAGUAGAAUGUCCGAUUUGGAGCACUUGAGUGAUUUGGGUAAUGGCACUAGUGGGAAUGUGGUGAAAAUGCGACACAAACCUACGGGCACGAUUUUAGCCGUAAAACAAAUGCGUAGCACUGGCAAUGAUGAAGAGAAUAAUCGUAUACUCAUGGAUCUCGAUGUUAUACUAAAUUCACAUGACUGCCCAUAUAUAGUGCAUUGUUUAGGUUAUUUUGUAAAUAUACCGGAUGUGUGGAUAUGCAUGGAACUGAUGUCAAUGUGUUUUGAUAAGCUGUUAAGGCGUUCCAAACAGCCAGUGCCGGAGAAUAUACUUGGGAAGGUUACUGUAGCGACGGUGCACGCUCUUUCUUAUUUAAAAAAGAACCACAAUGUCAUACAUCGAGACGUGAAACCUUCAAACAUCCUCAUCGACGAACAGGGCAAUAUUAAAUUGUGCGAUUUCGGCAUUAGCGGGCGACUGGUGGAUUCAAAAGCGAAUACACGCUCUGCCGGAUGCGCUGCUUACAUGGCGCCUGAACGCAUCGAUCCGAAAAAGCCGAAAUAUGAUAUACGUGCCGAUGUUUGGUCGUUGGGCAUAACGCUAGUGGAACUCGCAACCGGUCGUUCGCCUUACGAAGGCUGCAAUAUAGACUUUGAGGUGCUGACUAAAAUUUUGGAUCACGAACCACCCAGUUUGCCAUACGGCGAUGGUUGCGACUUCAGCCAAGAAUUUCGCGAUUUUGUCGAUAAAUGUCUGACAAAAAAUGUACAUCAGCGGCCCAGAUACCAAGAACUCUUGCAGCAACCAUUUUUUCGUUACUACGACGCGGCUGAUGUGAAUGUGAUUCAAUGGUUUAAGACUGUUGUCGAAUCUGCCGACAUAGAGAUGCAUAGAACUCACAUGCCAAUUACUACAACAACCACAGCUACACUCAGAGGAGAUGUAACAGCAGUAUCAAAUAGUAAACAUAACAAAAUUGCAACUGCAAACAUUUUGCCAACAGCAACAACAACAAUAGCAACAACGACAAUAAUUCCAAAAAUGCCAGCAGCAAGCACCACAAACGCCACACACAUACCCAGCUAUCAGAAUUCCUAUCACAGCGCCACCACAGCCACAGCCAUACACGCCAUACACGCCACACAGCCACAAACGCUUGCGUCACGCUACAAAAAAGACGAUUACCUGCCACAUUAUCAACCACAAUAUCCACACGCGCAAACGCAGUUGUCACAUCAUCAUCAACCAUCACAACUACCUCAGCCGAUUGCAAGCUAUUACAACAACACCAUCGCCAACAAUCAUUUACAGGGCGAACGGGGUGGAGGCGUUGGCGUCAGCGGCAUCACUGGCAGCGGCGUUGGUGGUGGUGGUGGUCUAAGCAGUGGCGUCGGCGUUGGCGGCGGCAAUGGUUAUGGCAGCGGCGGCUCGGGCAGCAAUAGCGCCAAUAGCAGCAGUCCACAAUCGCCGCCCAGCAGCAGCUACAAGGAUGCAACGCACAAGGAUGACACCACACAUAUUGUCAGCGAGAUGAGCAAAUUGUACCGCAAAUCGCCGUUUCUGCAGCGCAAAUAUAGCAAUGGUUCAGGUUUGAAAUACACUAGCGCGAUUGGCGGCGCCGAGAGUCCCAAAAAGGAAUCCAUGUUCAGCAGUAUAGGUCAAUCGAUUAUACGCAACCUCACCACUUCGCCGUUUAGCCAAAAAAAACAUCAUACACCGCAACCGCAUCAAGUGGAUCCACUUUGGCGCAUGCCAAAUGUGCAGGAGAUGGGUGGCAAUGCGUUUGAUGUGUAUGACAGUCCGGCUUUGCCGAAGACAGUGGCGCUUGGUUCACCAGCAAUGACGCGAAAGCGUUUUCAGGGUGGCGCCGCUUUACCAACACUGCCCAUAGUCACAGCGCUGGAACCGGCGUUGAAGGAGCAACAACCAUCGCUGAUACCAGUUAAUCGCAGUGAGUUGAAUACGCAGCAGCGCGUGCCCGGCAAUCACAGUCCAAUAGUACUGCAACGCUUCUACCAUCAGCAGAACCAGCUGCGCGAGAAAGAGUUGGAAAAGCGCAAGGAACAGCUGCAGCAAAAAAAUCAUUCCACAAAUCCCUUUCUCGCCGGCAAUUAUCUAUCAACAACUGCUGCCGUUUCCGCGUCCAAUACGCCAUUGCAUUACAGCAACAGCAGCGCUGGCAAUCAGCAUCACUACCAACUGCCACAGCAGCAGCAGCAACGCUAUCCGCAACAACAGUCACACCACCAGCACAUGCCGCUAACCAGCGCUGCCUCCUCAUCACAUUCAACUUCUAGUCAAUCAUCCACACAAUCCUCCUCUUCACAAAUAGCACUGAGCGAUUUACACGAACAUCAACAACGCUCGCCACCCACUUGCGCACCACCGCCACCGCCGCAAACGUCGGCAGCCGCAAUCAGCAACGCCUUUGGCACGAGUCCCAGUCAGCUGCAAUACCAACCGUUGCCGCAGCACUAUUUACCGUUGAACGAGAGCGCAGUACGCAGUUCGCGCUCGCCACCUACUUCGCCGGAGCAGUUGUCUUCCGAUGGCGGCGUGAGCGGCAGUGGGAGCGGUGGCGGUGGUGGCAGCGGCAUGGCGAGCAAGUUGAGCAAAUUGUAUGCGCGUCGGCAGUGGCAAACGACAACGGCGUCGACGAUAACCACGCAUACAGGCGUGGAGGGUGUGAGUGGUAGUGUUGGAGGCGGUGUUGGCUUAGCAGGCAAGGAGUACAGGGACGAGCACGGCUGGUUUAACACACUUGCCGGCGCCAUGAAGCGUCAAUUUGCCUCUUAUGUUAAAUUACAAUUGCAUUCUGCAGGCUCGCCUUCCACCAGUGGCGCAGCCAAUCAGCAUGAGAGUAUCGGCUACGAGAGUGGACUGCCACCGAGCGCACAGCCAGCCAAACCAACACUUGCCUACUAUCGUACGCUCUCCGCGGGCAGUAGUAGUAAUACGAGCAACAGCACUUCGCCGACUGAGGCGCAACCUAAAACAGCACAAACGGCGAGCAGUGACUUCUACGAUGGAACCAGCGGCUUUUUGCGUCGCUAUGCCGCGGCAGGCGCCAGCGGCAUGACCAGUGGUACUUCGAAUACGCAUCUGCUAACCGGCUUGGAUCGGCGACAUCGCAGCCCAGAUCCACCGCCGCGCUAUAAUCGCGGCCAAUCGCCACUGUUGCUGCGCAAGCAGCUGCUGGAGUUGAGCGGCCAGCCGCCAGGCGGUUCACCGCUGCUCAAUAGACGCUAUGUAAACGCUUCACCGCCUUUGCCGCCACCGCGUCGUGGCUCUGAGAGCGUGCCGGGCUCGCCGCAACAUUUUCGCACGCGCAUUCAUUAUACACCCGAACCACAGCGGCGCAUAUAUCGCACGAUCGACCAAUGAGUAGCGCUGCAAAUAAUGCUCAUGUGAUAUUGGUAUGGUUUUGAGGAGAAUGCAAGCGAUACAGACGGCGGCAGUGUUGGCGGUGGUGUUGGCAGCAACAGCGCUGGCGGGAGUAGCGUGCGCGCAAGCACGCAGGACGACACGGCUUUGUUGGCGGCGCCCACUACAACGCGUCGCUUGCCCACGCGCCUCGCUGUCGGCAACAGUGGCGACGCGCUGCAUACGCAGUUGGCGGGCGGUGCGCCACCGAUCACCACCAGUCCGACAGUGGAUCGCAUGACUGCAUCGGAUGUGGCCGAUGUGUUGGCGCGGGAACGUGAUUUUUGGCGCAUGCGGAGCGACGAGUAGCGGCGCGUGUCUUGUGUUGAUGUUUGUGAUGUUUGGAACGUUGAUUUGCUACUUAAUUUAAAAGAAAUUUUCGUUGUGCGCAUGUCAGUUGUAAUUUUGUGAUUUUGUUGUUAGGCUUAAAGUGAAAAUAGCUGUAUUUCGUACACUACGUGGUAAACAAUGUAUAAAUGUGUAUGCGUAACUAGUGUGUGUUCACAAAGAAACGUUAAUUGCUUAAGUCUGGCAAUGCCAAAAGUGAGCGGCAAGCAAAAAUAUAAAAUGGAGCAUAGGAAAUGGCAAUAAAUAAGUUAGAAUUUAUGCCAAUUAAUAUUAAAAAAUGUGCAUGCGAAAAUAUGAAAAACUUUUUUUGUUGUUUGAUUAUAAGUUUUUUUGUGCAAAAAUUGCAUGAAAAUUAUGCAAAAAUUGUUUUCAGUAAUAACAAAAACCAGUUCAAAGUCUUUAAAAAUAAGAGCCAAAAGUUUUGGGUACAUUCAGUUAAACAAAUACCUAAAAAGGCAAUACUACUAAAGCUUACGCAUGCCUUUUGCAUUUUUCUUCAACAAUUUCAAUAUAAUUUGCGCAAUUUUCAUAUAAAUUUUGCUUUAUGUAACUGAUAUAAUGAACAUUACAAAUUGUAAAAUUGAAAAUAAACCAAAUCUGCUUUGUAAAGUUUUUUAGACCUUCAUAACUAACUGGUAUAAAACUAGUAUAAAACUGGUAUAAUGUAUUUUUCGCAUUAACUUAAAUAUUUACAUACAUUUCAAAAGUUUCGACAUAAUAACGUGUUUAACUCGUUUAAAACGUGCAUAAUUAAACUGGUAUAAAGUUGUUUUCAAUACAAUUUUAGCUAAUAAUAUUAUAACUAGCUUGGAAAUGUCUUAAAACAUUUCCUAGGCAAUAUUAUUGAACUGUUAUAUAACUGGUAUAAUUUUUUAAACACCUUUUUUGCUUGCUACGCUAACUUUUGCAACUUUUCCCAACUUAUUGUCAUAUAUAUCUUAAACAAAGUCCUAAAGUAUGCAGUAGCACUGCAAAAUAACACCACAAUAACUUACAAAACUUGUGCAACACACAAAGUACGCAUGCAAACACAUAUGUACAUUAAGUAUAUAUUUAUGUAUUGGAACGGUUUCGCUUGUUGUUAAGCUAAGGCACACAUAGCAUUAAAAGCAUAUUUAUAAAGACUAAAAUGUAGUAUAAGUACAUAUUAAAUUAUAAUUACAUGAAAUAGGACGAAAUUAUUUCAAAUAUUGUGACAAAAGGCAAGGCGUGCUCACGAUGGUCCAACUAAAAUAAUAAUAAUAAUAAUAAUGCUUGACAAUUUGUAUAAUAGUUUUAAGCGCAAACAUAGCGUUCCUUACCCAUAGCAAAUUUAUGACCGUUGUAACAAGUAUGUAUAUGAAAUAGCUGCUUUAAAAGAUUUUUAUAACUAGUGUGAAACUGUUAUGCAAAAGAAGAAAGAAAUUUCAAAAAAUUUAUGUUUGUAAAUUUGCUGUGCAAAAAUUGGUCAUAAACAUACAUACAUAUGAAAAUCAACUGACUGUAGUAAAGUUAAAAAAAAAAACUAGUCUAAAAUAAUUAAUAUUUGAGCAAAGUUGGGGAAAACGCCAUUUUUUACCGUUUCGAGGAAAAAACUAUGUAGAAAUGCAUACAAAAUUAAUAGAGCGUAAACAUUUCUGCAGGAGAGUAAAAACUCUUUCAAGAGAGUGCUUCAUGUUUGUUUUAUUAUUUGACGAAAUCCUCAAAAAUCUUGUAAGUGCUGUAAAUAAGAUAUUUCUAAGUAAAAAAUAGCGCAGAAAAAAUUUAGUUCCUUAAAAAGUCACAGACAGAAUUAUGAAGACGAAAAAUUUUUUAUAAAAAGUUGAAAAAAUUAAAUUCUAGAAUUGGUAUAAAUGCAUAACUUAAUAUGUUUUCGCAAGACCAACAAUUCAAAACACUACACAAAUUUACCCGUAGCAACAACUACAACUCGGCUUUUUUCGUGCACAUAAAAUAAGUAGAAACUGUUAUUUUUUUUGACUGACUUAAACAAUUUUGUUGUAAUGUAUUUGGUAGGUCUAGUCUUUAAACUAGUUUGUAAGCUAAAUGACAACCAACAAACGUGUAAAAUAAAUGUUAAGCUAUAACUGUAUAAAUUUAAAUGAUACAUACAUAGGCGCGUGUGCAACGAAGUGCUGAAGCUAGCAAAGUUAUAAAAUAUUUUACGAUAAAUUAAAUUGUAAAAAAUUAGUAGAGAUUUUCAAUAAUGCCAAUCGACUGUAAAUUCUGAAAAUGACAAUCCAGAAGUUAGCGAGAAAUAGAAUUACACGAACAAC
Molecule: messenger RNA, 6827 nt
Organism: Bactrocera oleae (olive fruit fly)
Lineage: Eukaryota; Metazoa; Arthropoda; Insecta; Diptera; Tephritidae
Product: dual specificity mitogen-activated protein kinase kinase hemipterous
Biological process (GO): protein phosphorylation
Molecular function (GO): ATP binding; protein kinase activity
Source: RefSeq, a predicted model, not a curated record